Molecule: messenger RNA, 891 nt
Organism: Psammomys obesus (fat sand rat)
Lineage: Eukaryota; Metazoa; Chordata; Mammalia; Rodentia; Muridae
Gene: Timm17b
Product: translocase of inner mitochondrial membrane 17B
Exons: 6
Coding region: 79-597 (172 amino acids)
Biological process (GO): protein import into mitochondrial matrix
Cellular component (GO): mitochondrial inner membrane; TIM23 mitochondrial import inner membrane translocase complex
Molecular function (GO): transmembrane protein transporter activity
Source: RefSeq, a predicted model, not a curated record
ACGCCUUCACGCUGGUGAGCGGGGAGAGGGGAGUGGCUCGCUAGUGAGAACGACUGCUCCGGGCCAAAGGCUGUCGCCAUGGAAGAGUAUGCUCGCGAACCUUGCCCAUGGCGAAUUGUAGAUGAUUGCGGUGGAGCCUUCACUAUGGGUGUCAUUGGUGGUGGAGUCUUCCAGGCUAUCAAGGGCUUUCGCAACGCCCCUGUUGGAGUUCCACACCGGUUCAGAGGUAGUGUCAAUGCUGUAAGGAUCCGGGCACCCCAGAUUGGAGGUAGCUUUGCAGUGUGGGGAGGACUGUUUUCUACCAUUGACUGUGGCCUUGUACAGCUUCGGGGCAAGGAAGACCCCUGGAACUCCAUCACUAGUGGAGCACUGACUGGAGCUGUGCUGGCCGCACGCAGUGGUCCGCUGGCCAUGGUGGGCUCUGCAAUGAUGGGGGGCAUCCUGUUGGCCCUCAUUGAAGGUGUCGGCAUCCUUCUCACUCGCUAUACUGCUCAGCAGUUCCGCAAUGCACCCCCAUUCUUGGAUGACCCUAACCAGCUAACACCUAAAGAGGGAGCUUCAGCUGCAAGUUAUCCCAACUACCAGCAGUACCACUAAGGAAGCCGCUGCCUGCCCCUGCCACUGUGGGAGCUGCUCCAAAGUUCCCUUCUGGAUGAUCUACCUCCAAGGGAGGACUGGCUCCUACAUAGUGCUGAGACCUUCAGAGAGGGGCUCUACUCUACUCCCUUGUUCUGUGGUAGGGGUGGGGGCACCCCAGCAGCUUUGUCACACAGGUCCCCCCCUUUGUUUUUUGUGUCUCAGGGUACCUCAGCCUCACCCAUGUAACAGUGUCUUACCCCAGAUCCUUCAUGUGGCACCCUGAUGAAUGUUUAAAGCCAGUUUUGAAACGCC